AUGCGGCUGACUGACCUCGAUGCGCGUCUGCAGAAACUCCGCGAUUGGUACACACGCAAGACCCCCGUCGAACUAUGGCUCGAACUCCUACGCCAUGCCGAAGCCUUUGAAGAUUGGGAAGAAGCUGCCCUGCAUCUAGAUAACUUGCUUGGACUGGACUUAUGGAGAAACAACCCGACGUCCAAGUUCUACGACUACCGCCUCAUCAACGAGCGCCUCAACUCGUUGAUUACCGCAAGAGAGGACGGCAAUCUUAACAAGCUGGUCAACCUCCUCCGCUCCGGCCUGAUCCGAAACCUCGGCAACAUCACUGCGCCGACCCUAUACAACCGGUCCUUUGCCGGCACAAAAUACUUGAUCGAAGAAUACAUCACCCAAAUCGCUGAGGCAGUCGAGGACAUUACACAUCUGCCAACAACCCCAGGCUCCGACCACCAUGGAGCUCCCGUCGGGUUGACAAAUCAGAUGAAGUUAGAUUUCAUCCAUGACACUCGACAGGCUUUUGGAAGAAGCACACUUGUUCUCCAGGGCGGUGCCAUAUUCGGAGUCUGCCACCUCGGUGUCGUCAAGGCGCUAUUUCUGCGAGGCCUGCUCCCGCGGAUUAUUACCGGGACCGCGACGGGUGCUCUCAUUGCCGCCUUGGUGGCCAUCCACACCGAGGAAGAGCUCCCCAAUGUACUCAAAGGAGAGGGCAUCGACCUGUCGGCGUUUUCCGGCAAGUCGAGAGCCGAAAAGGGUCUGCAAAAGGACCAAUCCUACGCCACGAGGUGGAAUACCCUUUUGAGAAGACUGAAGAGAUUCUCCCGUGAGGGCUACUUUCUCGACGUCAAGGUUUUGGAGGACUGCGUGCGAGCCAAUGUGGGCGACUUGACUUUUGAAGAGGCAUAUAACCGAAGCAAGAGAGUCCUGAACAUCACUGUUGCUACUGCCGACCAGGGGGGCGUUCCGACACUGCUCAACUACCUGACGGCGCCGAAUGUGCUUAUAUGGACUGCCGCAGUGGCUUCGAACGCAUCCACUGCCAGUCUCUAUGGUCACCGAGAGACAACGGUGCUUUGCAAAGAUGCACACGGGAACAUCGUCCCUUGGGCACCGGCGAAUACCAUCGACUUUCACCAUUGGACGCACGUUUCAUAUUCAGAACGCGAGUCACCACUCCUCCGUAUAGCCGAGCUCUUCAACGUAAACCAUUUCAUUGUCAGCCAGGCUCGACCGUACCUCAUUCCCUUUUUGCAAAGCGACAUGCACGGUCCGUCACUCAUGGAGUCGCGUAACAGCACGACGUCAAUUACGGCUUUCAUGGCCCGCAUGGUGGGCUUGGAGAUCAGGCAUCGCCUGCGCCAGCUUGACACGCUGCGUCUCCUCCCGGCGGGUAUACGUCGCUUCCUUGUCGACGAACAAGUACCAGGGGCUUCGAUGACGCUAGUCCCCGAAGUGACGGCAGGUGACUUUGUGCGCUUGCUCGAGACCCCAACGAGAGAGACGCUGGAUUAUUGGAUCUCAAGGGGCGAGCGGAGUGUCUGGCCCGCCGUUGCCGCGCUUCGGAUUCGUUGUGCCGUUGAGAACGAGCUGGACAGGUCGUAUCAGACCGUCCGUCGAUUGAAGGCGGGUGGUCUCCGGAGGAAAGGUUCAACGGCAGCGGCAGCAACUAUGGAUAAUAGCAACAAGGAUCGGAGGGCGAGCAGUAUGGGGGCCGCAUAUUGA
Molecule: messenger RNA, 1704 nt
Organism: Colletotrichum higginsianum IMI 349063
Lineage: Eukaryota; Fungi; Ascomycota; Sordariomycetes; Glomerellales; Glomerellaceae
Product: Patatin-like phospholipase
Exons: 3
Coding region: 1-1704 (567 amino acids)
Biological process (GO): lipid metabolic process
Molecular function (GO): triacylglycerol lipase activity
Source: RefSeq, a predicted model, not a curated record